Molecule: messenger RNA, 1258 nt
Organism: Spodoptera frugiperda (fall armyworm)
Lineage: Eukaryota; Metazoa; Arthropoda; Insecta; Lepidoptera; Noctuidae
Product: myb/SANT-like DNA-binding domain-containing protein 4
Exons: 6
Coding region: 356-1195 (279 amino acids)
Source: RefSeq, a predicted model, not a curated record
UCAGUUGAGUCGACAUUUAACGUCAAAACUGUAUGUGUUUUCGAUUAUUAUUGAAAUAAUUCUAGUUUUUGUGUUCAGAUAGUAAUUAUAAGUGAUAAUUUAAGUGAACUAUUAUAGUUUAUGUGUUUUAAGUUAAAUAUUUUGUGUAAAUAGUGAUAUUAGUGAGCAAAACGAAUUAUCGUUAUAAUGCCGGUGUGCUAGUGUCGUUGUCUUAUCAGAAAAAUAAUACCAGUUAUAAAAAAUCUCCCGUUAAUAUAGGGAGAAUUUUGUGGGAGUUAUUCUUGAUUUUUUAAUAAUUAUAGUGGUAAAGUUUUGACUAUUUUUGCGUAGAUUAAUAAAAAUAUUUUGAUUAAAUAUGGAGACUCGAGUGCGAUCUAGUAUGAUACAAUUUGUGACUCUUUUGAAGUUUAUGGAACAACAUGGAGAUAUAUCUAGGCUCCGUGGUGGACCGCUCAACAAACGUAAGGCCAAACGUCUGUGGCGAGAGCUUGCCUUGACAUUGAAUGCAGUUGACAAUGUGAGGCAGAAGAGUCCGGAGAAAUGGAAGAAGGUGUGGACCGACUGGAAAUCAAAAACGAAAAGGAAAGCGCAUUACUUGCGGCAGGCUAAGGCUGAUGGUAGACCGACUGGGCAGAUGGUGCUCACACCGCUGGAGAGGAGGAUCCUGGCGGUGCCCUCGCCCUGGGAGGUCAAGCAGGAGGUUGAGGAGGCAGCGGAUGAGGAGGUGCUUGAGGAACAGGAGGAUGAUAGCCCACAAUCAGUAACUGUAAAACAGUCCGAUGGAGAACUGUCGGCUUCCGAAGAUGCAGCAUCAGAUAUGGACCAAACAGAAUCACCAGUAGAUAUAAAACCAACCAUACACAGCCAAUCAUCAAAUAAAUCAACAAGAACCACAUACAAAAUGAGAUCCAAUCUAAAAUCAGAUCCAUUUCAAAAAUCAGAUCCAUUUAAAAAAUCGCCUGAAAAUUCGAACACUGGUCUAGAAAGAGUAAUGGAUCAGCUAGCUUCUAUUGAGUUGAGGCGUUUGGAAGCAGAAGAGAAGAGAGAUAGAUUACAACAUGAGAGGGAGAUUAGAUGGAUCGAAGUGGAGAGUGAGAGGAAUGAGUUAUUAAGAUCCUUAGUGAACAUCGCGAGAUCCUGGCUUGAUUUUCAAACGGAUCCCUUGAAUAAUAGGAACUCUCCUCAAGAAAAAUGAUGGCGUAAUAUGACUUUAACCCGUCGUAUGCUGAAGAACUGGGGACAUUAGUCUGCUAUUACA